AUGGCCACCGAUCAAGCUACGCUCCGCCAUGCGGCGCGCGAGGACAUUCCCUCCAUCCUCGCCAUGGUCUGCGAACUAGCCGAGUACGAGAAGGAGCUCGCCUCCGUCGAAGCCACCGAGGCCAAGCUCGAAGCCAGCAUCGCCUGGGCCCCCUCCACCGCGGCCUCGUCCGCCAACACGACCGAGCCCAUCACCUCGACGAAACCCGCCCGGUGCAUCCUGCUCUUCCCGCCCGGCUCGCAGGAGCCCGCCGGCAUGGCGCUCUACUUCUACAACUACAGCACCUGGCGCGCCUCGUCGGGCAUCUACCUCGAGGACCUCUUCGUGCGCCCGGCCUUUCGCGGCCGAGGGUACGGCAAGAGGCUGCUGGUGGAGCUGGCGCGGCAGGUGCUCGAGAUCAAAGGCGGCCGGCUCGAAUGGAGCGUGCUCAAGUGGAACGAGCCGAGCAUCAAGUUCUACAGGGCCAUCGGCGCGACCCAGAUGGACGAGUGGGUGGGCAUGAGGGUGGACCGGGAGGCGCUGGUCAAGUUGGCUGGCGGGUUGGAGUGA
Thyridium curvatum is the source of this 549-nucleotide messenger RNA. RefSeq lists its product as uncharacterized. Gene Ontology annotation, biological process: protein acetylation. The coding region runs from base 1 to 549 and encodes 182 amino acids. The transcript is spliced from 2 exons. Gene Ontology annotation, molecular function: N-acetyltransferase activity. The record is from RefSeq and is a predicted model, not a curated record. Lineage: Eukaryota; Fungi; Ascomycota; Sordariomycetes; Thyridiales; Thyridiaceae.